AUGCUGCGAUGGAACGUCAUUGAACAAUGCGAAAGUCCUUGGUUAUCUCCAGUUCUCAUCACUCCGAAGAAGAAUGGUGAAUGGCGUUUCUGCGUAGACAGCAGGAAGCUUAACUCAGUUACACGUCGUGAUGCUUAUAGUCUGCCACUAAUAAGCGAAAUUUUGGACAACUUGAGGAAUGCCAAAUACUUAUCAAGCAUCGACAUUGCGAAAGCAUUUUGGGAGAUUCCCUUGAAUCCUGCCGAUAAGGAUAAAACUGCAUUUUAUGUACCUGGAAGAGGUAUGUUUAGAUUUAAGGUAAUGCCUUUUGGUCUUUCUAACUCACCUGCAACUCUACAAAGAUUAAUGGAUAUGCUUUUUACCCCUGAAUUUGAGAACAAGGUAUUUUGCUAUCUGGACGACAUCGUUAUCAUUAGCGAGACUUUUGAUGAACACAUAUCACUCCUCAUGAAAGUUCAUGAAAAACUUUCAUAUGCUAAUCUGACUAUUAACUUUGAGAAGAGUCAAUUCUUCAGGAAAGAACUGAUAUACCUUGGUUUUCUAGUGGACGAGUACGGUCUACGUGCUGAUCCAGAUAAAAUAAAAGCUAUAUUAGAAUAUCCUGUACCUACUUGUAGAAAAGAAGUGCGAAGAUUCAUAGGCACCUGCAGCUGGUUCAGAAGAUUCAUUCCAAACUUUAGCACUAUUGCCUCUCCACUCAAUCAACUAACCUGUUCCGGAAAGAACGCUCCUAAAUUUUUUUGGAAUUCACAAGCUGCAGCUGCUUUCCAGAAACUUAAAGAAGCUUUGGUAACUGCUCCUGUCCUUGCUUGUCCUAACUUCGAACUACCCUUCUCUGUACAUUGUGAUGCAUCAAACUAUGGCAUAGGAGCAAUGCUUACUCAACAUCAAGAUGACAAAGAAGUCGUGAUUGCUUACAUGAGUAAAGCACUAAACAAAAAUCAACAGAACUACUCAACUACUGAAAGAGAAACAUUGGCUGUAAUAACUGCGUUAGAACAUUGGCGAUGUUACCUAGACAAUGGUAAAGAAUUUACAAUAUAUACUGACCAUGCUGCACUUAAAUGGUUUCAGAACUUAUCGAAUCCAUCAGGAAGACUUGCUCGCUGGACUUUACGCUUAUCUUGCUUUAACUUUGUCCUGAAACAUAAAAAAGGAAAGGAUAACGUUGUUCCAGAUUAUCCAGUCCUGAUACACGAGAAAUUUCACCUCAAGGCGUACAUCCUAUUACGAUUGAAGAACCACCUGAUCGUAAACUUGAGCACUACAACAAGAUUUUUCUCGGAUGCUCCUACAACCCAGACUCAUAUCCCAACUAUACUAUCAGGGAUAACAAACUUUACCGCUGCAUCCAUUCUCCCGAUCGUCUAA
This is a messenger RNA of Parnassius mnemosyne (clouded apollo), 1371 nucleotides long. NCBI's taxonomy places the organism in Eukaryota, Metazoa, Arthropoda, Insecta, Lepidoptera, Papilionidae. The record is from the annotation of a GenBank genome assembly.